AUGGUGUACUAUCUGUGGAGGAGGAAGAAGAAGGGUCGGAGUCAGUACGAGGAGCUGCUCUCUACAACGCCUUCAGUACCAGCAUGCUCUGCUCCAGUGAUCCUGGUAUCUCAGGGCUCCUGGGCAAUGCCCAGUGAGAUCCCUUUCACCCUGCCCCCUCGCUUCACAUCACAAAAUCAUGGUGACCCGAAAAAUGAGGAGGAGGAGAUCGAAGAAGAGGAGGAGAUAAAGAUGGAGGCUAGGAGGGACAUACUGGCCCAUCGUGGGUCACUCUCAGUAAGGAGGUGGUACCCGGUGGGGACGGUGCUGGCCGGUCUCUACUCUGUUCCUCCUCUGAACGAGGUGGUGGCACCUCCUCCCGGCAUGGCCACCCGUCUCUGCUUCUCUGUGGAGUACCGACACAGCAGCGAGCAGCUCAUGGUCUCCUUGCUUCGCCUCGGCAACCUCCCUCCCCUUUUCCACGGCAACGUAACGCUGGUGGAGAUCCGGCUUCUCCCUGACGACCGGAGGCCCCGCCAGGCCAAGGCCCGGGGCACAGGGCCCGACCCGGAGUUCAACGACUGCUUCGUUUUCCAGGUGUCAGGUGUGCCUCAGAGCACCCUGAGUGUGUGUGUGCUGAGUGUGAAGCAGGACGGCAAACGCCACGCGGUGGGCAGGGUGCUGUUUCCUCUGGAGGGGGAGCUCGGUCAGGCCGGCAGGGUGCUCUGGAGGGAUCUGGAGACGGAGGAAAACACACAGUGUUCAGAGCUGGGUGAUGUGCAGAUAUCUCUCAGCUACAGUCCGUCUCAGCAGCGCCUCUCUGUGUUGGUUCUGAGGGCUCGAGGCUUGCAGCUGCUCACAGACGCAGGUGUGUGUGUCCAGGUGAGCUUACAGAUACACACUCAGGUGGUUAAGAUGAAGCGCAGCUGUGUGGCAAAAAGUGAAAACGACCCCUAUUUCGACCACAGGAUGACCUUUAAACUGCGCUCACAGCACCUGGACGAGGCCUGUCUGAGAUUUGAGCUGCAGCAGCCAAACGACGUCCGCUCAGAGCUUCCAGCCCUGCUGGGAGUUUUGGUGUUGGGUCCCUUCAUGUACGCCAGGGGCCCGCAGCUGCAGCACUGGAUGGACAUGGUCAACACACCACAGGUGCCGGUGCAACUGUGGCACGGACUGGGCAGGGCCGCUUAA
This is a messenger RNA of Cottoperca gobio, 1170 nucleotides long. It is a transcript of the gene syt15, whose product is annotated as synaptotagmin XV. The transcript is spliced from 7 exons. NCBI's taxonomy places the organism in Eukaryota, Metazoa, Chordata, Actinopteri, Perciformes, Bovichtidae. The record is from RefSeq and is a predicted model, not a curated record. Gene Ontology annotation, molecular function: calcium-dependent phospholipid binding; calcium ion binding; clathrin binding. Gene Ontology annotation, cellular component: exocytic vesicle; plasma membrane. Gene Ontology annotation, biological process: calcium-ion regulated exocytosis. Bases 1 to 1170 code for a protein of 389 amino acids.